GACCCUACAGCUACAGACAGUUACAAAAAAAAGACACAGCCUUUCCUAUUCCGCCCUAACCCUACGUCCGCUUGUAAAACUCAGAAUAUUUAGUGCGAUGCGAGAUUUACAAUGCUGGAGUCAUUGUUAAGUAUGGUAUCAAAUAGAUCCGCUUCACUUUUGUAAGUAAGAACUAAGUAUGUCCUUUGUGUCGCAAAUUGAACUAAAGAAGAGGAAUGUGGUCGAUAGCCGGUUUCUGGCAGUAUGUCGGAAUGAAGGUCAUCAGUGAAAACACUUUGUUGCCAUUUGUCAGACACUUUAGCUAAAACUAUACUCAAAAGCAGCAUCGGUGGAGGCAUUUAGGUCUUUCUUCUAUCUGUAUCUUCUCAGACGUGAUUAAAUACACCCGUCAAAUACUUUUGUGGUGUUGUAUAUAGUACAUUGGCAUUCAUUACUCAUGCAAUAUAAGGACCGAUGCACUUAUUAUAACUUAAUAUUAUUUUGGCAUUUAGUUUUAAAUAACCUGUGUUUUUACGUCUGGGAAUCGAUUUCAAUGAAAUAUUAGAUUAGCCUGCCUUGGGCAGAAGAUUAUGCCGCUUGCGUAGCUGACUGUUCUUCCGGAAGCGUGAUUUCCAUGGAGGAAUGUCGAUGGACUGCAUUCGUUUGUUGUGCAAGAGACUGCUGUUAAUGCAAAUUAAUAUGCUUCACGUUUACAAAGCCGUAUUGCUUUUGCGCAAUCGGUAUAAUGGCACGUUAUGAAAUUCAUGGUUUAGAGAAGAUUCCGGAUAAGGGACCAGCUCUAAUAGUUUACUAUCAUGGAGCCAUUCCUAUAGAUUAUUAUUACUUCCUGGCCAAUGUCAUAAUUCACAAAGGAAGGACAUGUCACUCGGUUGCUGAUCACUUCCUGUUUAAAAUCCCAGGGUUCAAACUGCUCCUGGAGGUCUUCAGUGUGAUGCAUGGCCCCCAGGGCGAAUGCGUCCGGGCUCUGCAAGAAGGUCACCUCGUCGGCCUUGCCCCCGGCGGCCUGCGGGAGGCGCUGUUUAGCAAUGAGAUGUAUCCGCUGCUGUGGGGCGAGAGGCGAGGGUUUGCUCAGGUGGCCAUCGAUGCCCAGGCGCCUGUUAUUCCAAUGUUUACGCAAAAUGUCAGAGAAGGAUUCCGAUACCUAGGAACUGGGAAACUGUCCCGCUGGGUGUACGAGCGAUUCCGGCUGCCCCUGGGCGUGAUAUACGGAGGUUUUCCUGUGAAGUUCCGUACAUACUUGGGUGACCCCAUUCCCUACGACCCCAACAUGACCGCAGCCGAGCUGGCUAAGAAGGUGCAGCGGGCUGUUCAGUCCCUCAUAGACCAGCACCAGAAGAUACCUGGGAAUGUGCUGCGUGCUCUACUGGAACGGUUUCACAGAAGACCCAAAAAUGAAUAGCGUCCAUUUUGGUCUAGUGUGUUUUUAAGUGUAUAUAUUUUUGUAACAUCUGUCUUUGGUAAUAAGCGGGUUAACAGAUGGUUUUAUCCCUCAAUCACCUUUUUUUUUUUUAUUGCUCUUUUUCCUUUUUACGGAAGAUCACCGGGAUACUUGUACUUGGGACCUUGCGGCGUGUUACCGACCGAUCUCUGCCAUCUCCGCAGCUGGUACAGCGGCGUGCCUUAUCCAGCCUCCAGCUGCCUUCGCCUUAGGCUCACUGGGCACGUGCAGGCCAUGCUGGUUUUAAAGUUUGUCUAUGGCGAUUCACAGCCAGGAUGCUGGGGGUCAGUGUCACCUGCAGGGGGCUGAGUGGAGAGUGAGGGUCUCUCUCAUCUGUGCUGGAAGGUACGUGCCUCUGCGUCACAGGCCUCAGUCGUGGCCCAUUGGUGCAGCAGUAGGACUGUCCCAAACCCCUUCCUCAAACAGGCCCUUCUCAGGCUCCCUCCCUCGUCUGCCGGCCCCCCCCACAAACCACAGCACCCCGUACCAGCAGCUUUAAGAACCAGGGUGGCGAGUAAAUUGUGGUCCUUCCAAAAUCCCUCAGAUGAGCAAAACUGGGCUCUGAGCAUCACUGUGGAACAAAUUGAGCAGCUGCUAGUACUAAUAAUUAAUAAAAUAAUAUUUUGUAAAAAAAAGAAAAAAAAAAAGUGUGUUUUCCCUUUAAGGGCAACAACGCAAUACAACAAAGCCUUCAAACAUGACCACUGGUAGACGCAGUCCGGAGGCAACAUGUUUUAAUCACAUUACUGGAAGAAGGUGCACGUUUAUUAGAGAAACGUGCUGUUUUCUUCACGUUCCAGGCCUGUCCUUCACCAGGUGCGCACGGGCUGUGCAGGGAAGAGCCAGCACUGGUUUGUUGCAUUCGUGAUUUGUGUAGAAGGCGAAAGCACUUUUCGUGCCGUAAUAGUGCGCUUUCCCAUCGGUACAGUGAUGGAAACACUGGGUUUUCAGAGCCACUACAAGGCUGCACUGUGAAUAUUUCAAUCAUGAUAAUUAAAUGUUAUAAUUAGUGCAGUUAACUACAACCAGCACAAGAGGGGAAAAAAGACAUUUGAGUAUUUAUUGUAAAGACUGAAAUUUAGAUGGAAUGUCAGUGUUGGCUGCGGCAUGUUUUAUUUUCAUUUUCUGAAUCCGUGUUUUGAUACAGAUUUUUUUUUCGAACCGGCUUUAAUGCAUUUUUAAAUGUUGCAGAUUGAACUGAUGUUUGUACAUUCAUGACCACCUUAGACCAAAUCCGCUACAGGUCUGUAACUUUUGUGAGAAGUAAAAUCGUUUAUAAAGCCAAUAUUUCAUCUUUA
This is a messenger RNA of Brienomyrus brachyistius, 2736 nucleotides long. It is a transcript of the gene tmem68, whose product is annotated as transmembrane protein 68. The transcript is spliced from 6 exons. NCBI's taxonomy places the organism in Eukaryota, Metazoa, Chordata, Actinopteri, Osteoglossiformes, Mormyridae. The record is from RefSeq and is a predicted model, not a curated record. Gene Ontology annotation, molecular function: acyltransferase activity. Bases 725 to 1399 code for a protein of 224 amino acids. Gene Ontology annotation, cellular component: membrane.